Molecule: messenger RNA, 1089 nt
Organism: Solanum dulcamara
Lineage: Eukaryota; Viridiplantae; Streptophyta; Magnoliopsida; Solanales; Solanaceae
Product: ALA-interacting subunit 5-like
Exons: 8
Coding region: 55-1089 (344 amino acids)
Cellular component (GO): endoplasmic reticulum; plasma membrane; Golgi apparatus
Source: RefSeq, a predicted model, not a curated record
CCAUUUUACAUUAAUUAAUAGGUCCUUUGUAAUUUUGUAUAGAUUGACGUAACAAUGGGUGAAGGAGUCUCAUCUUCUUCAAAGAAAUCCAGGAAACCCGAUUAUUCAAGGUUUACCCAACAAGAGCUUCCUGCUUGCAAGCCAAUUUUAACUCCUCAAUGGGUUGUCACGGUGUUUAUCUUCCUUGGAAUCGUCUUCAUUCCUAUAGGCCUUGCCUCAUUGUCUGCAUCAGAAAGAGUAGUGGAAAUUGUACACCGUUAUGAUGAGCAUUGUGUUCCUACAAAUUAUACACAAUCAGACCUUUCAUAUCAUGAUAGGAUUGCAUUUAUCAAAAAUGAUAAGUCAAAUAAAACCUGUAUCAGAACCUUGACAGUUCCUAAGAAAAUGAAGCAUCCUAUCUAUGUUUAUUAUCAGCUUGAUAACUUCUACCAGAAUCAUCGCCGAUAUGUAAAAAGCAGAAACGACGAGCAAUUGCGUGACCCAAAUUUUAAGGGCGACUUAAAAAAGACUUGUGCUCCUGAAGACAUGAAUGGAAAUGGACCUGUGAUUCCCUGUGGGCUUAUCGCUUGGAGUUUGUUCAAUGAUACAUAUAGUUUUUCAAUUAAGGACAAAGCUUUACCAAUCAAUAGGAAGAACAUUUCAUGGCCAAGUGAUAGAAAUCACAAAUUUGGAUCAAAAGUUUUCCCUAAAAAUUUCCAGAAAGGAAGUUUAAUUGGGGGUGGAACACUUAACGAGAGCAUACCUAUGAGUGAGCAAGAGGAUCUUCAGGUUUGGUUGCGAACUGCGGCAUUACCAGUAUUCAGAAAGUUAUAUGGGAAGCUGGAGCAUGAUCUUGAAGCUAAUGAAAACAUUACUGUAGUAAUACAAAACAAUUACAACACAUAUACGUUUGAGGGUAAAAAGUCCUUGGUUCUUUCGACCACAACAUGGAUUGGUGGAAAGAAUAAGUUCCUAGGCAUUGCAUACUUGACUGUUGGUGGAAUUUGCUUAUUCGUGGCAAUAAUUUUCAUACUUAUGUAUGUCAUCAAACCAAGGCCAUUCGGUGAUCCAGCCUAUUUGUCAUGGAACUUGAAUCCUACAGGGAACUGA